Messenger RNA from Labeo rohita (rohu), 3479 nucleotides. RefSeq names its product inactive dipeptidyl peptidase 10. Bases 527 to 2884 code for a protein of 785 amino acids. Gene Ontology annotation, molecular function: serine-type peptidase activity; dipeptidyl-peptidase activity. The transcript is spliced from 27 exons. Gene Ontology annotation, biological process: proteolysis. Lineage: Eukaryota; Metazoa; Chordata; Actinopteri; Cypriniformes; Cyprinidae. The record is from RefSeq and is a predicted model, not a curated record.
GUUUCGGUCUCGCGCGUCAUCAAGGCGAAUCCUCCUCCCGCCCCUCGAGCGCAGCAUCAGUCCUCGCGCUGCUCUCGCCGCCGGUUUCGUUCUUUUUUUUUGCAGCCCGUUUAAAUUCGACAGAGAUCAGAAUUGGAGCAUCGCUCAAAACAAUCGAUCACGCUCGCGUUGAACUGUCCGCGCGCCGCUGCGGUGGAAUGCCAAAAACGCUGCGCGCGCUCCUGCACGGACACGAACGAAGAGCAAACGGAGGAGCGAUUCUGAUUCUGCGGUGCUGAAACGGCGUUCGGGUCGCCACACCGGGUAUUUUUGGGAUCCUUCAGCGGCAUCUGAAGCGGGAACCAUGACGGCCACCAAAGAGCAGCAAAGCCAGAGACCGAAUCCGCAGGACGAGGCUGAAGCUCCAGGAAUCAUGACCGAACAUCUUGACAGAAAUCAUGACUCCAAAUUAACUGCCUCACAUGAGAUGUUAUCCAGUUACCCAGAUCAUUUAGACUCUUCUCUCAUUGAGUACAAAUGAACUCAAAUGAAACCUGCAUUAUUUCUCGCUCAGGAUCUGGCCGGCAUGAGUCCUCCUCAGAGGAACUGGAAGGGGAUCGCGAUCGCUCUGCUGGUCAUUCUGGUCGUCUGUUCUCUCAUCACCAUGUCUGUGAUCCUCCUCACUCCAGUGGACACUCAGCCAGGCAGCGACACCAAGCUGACGGUGGAAGAUCUUUUCAGCGCAGAUUUCUACGUGCACGACCCUGAAGCUCGCUGGAUCAACGAAUCUGAGGUCAUCUACAGAAAUCACCACGGACACGUGAUCAGGUUCAACAUCCUCACGAACGAGACGGAGAUUGUGCUGAAGAACACCACAUUCGAUACUUUCAAAGCCACCAGAUACUCCAUAAGCCCAGACAUGAAGUAUGUGCUUUUCGCCUACAAUGUCAAACAGGUGUACCGGCACUCGUUCACGGCGUCCUACAUCAUAUACAGCAUUCACACCAGGGAGGUUCUGCAGCUGGAUCCUCCAGAGGUGUUGAACUCUAAACUGCAGCACGCGGCGUGGGGCGUCCAGGGCCAGCAGCUGGUGUAUAUAUUUGAGAAUAAUAUUUACUAUCAGUCGGACGUCAGGAGUAACUCGCUGCGACUGACCUCAUCUGGAAAGGAGGGCGUCAUCUAUAACGGCAUUGCUGAUUGGCUCUAUGAAGAGGAGGUCCUGCACACGCACGUGGCGCACUGGUGGUCGCCUGACGGAGAGCGCUUGGCAUUUCUGGUCCUGAAUGACAGUCUGGUGCCAAACAUGGCGUUGGCCACUUUCACCGGCUCUGCAUAUCCUAAAGGCAAACAGUACCCGUAUCCGAAGGCUGGUCAGCCCAAUCCCAUGGUGAAACUGUUUGUGGUCAAUCUGUACGGACCGACACACACUCUUGAACUCACACCACCAGAUGAACUCAAGCUCAGGGAGCACUAUGUGGUGAUGGUCAAGUGGAUCAGUAAGACCAAGACAGCAGUGCGAUGGUUAAACCGAGCACAGAACGUCUCUAUACUGACCGUCUGCGACUCCACCACUGGAGCCUGCAUCAAGAGGCAUGAAGAAACAUCAGAAGUUUGGCUCUCAAAACAGAAUCAGGAGCCGUUCUUCUCACGAGACGGCAGCCGCUUCUUCCUGACGGUCCCGGUGAAGCAGGGAGGACGAGGAGAUUUCCACCACGUCGCCAUGUUCACCUCUCAGGCACGUGCGGAUCAGAAUGAGGUGCGACAUCUUACAUCUGGUAACUGGGAGGUGACGCAGAUUCUGGCUUACGAUGAGAACAGCCAGAGCAUAUAUUUCCUGAGCACCGAGGGCUCCUCGACCCGCCGGCAGCUCUUCAGUGUGUCCACAGUGGGCCUGUUUCCACGGCGAUGUCUGACCUGUGAGCUCAAUAAAGCUCACUGCACGUUUUUCAGUGCCAUUUUUAGCCCCACUAAUCAACACGUCCUACUGCACUGCAAAGGUCCAGGAGCGCCGACAGUGAUCAUACACACUCUGAACACUGCCAAUUAUUACGUCCUGGAGAAUAACUCUGUGCUAAAAGCUGUUCUCAGAUACAAACGAAUCCAGCUGCUGGAAUACAGAAGCAUCCAGACUGACCACUUCGAAUUACCGCUGAAGAUCGCUUAUCCACCCGAUUUCUCAGAGUCCCGCACUUACGCCCUUCUGCUGAUGAUUGAUGCUGCCCCUGGUGGUCAGCAGGUGAAUGACCGUUACUCACUGGACUGGGACUCAGUGCUGGUCAGUUCAGACAAUGUCAUCGUAGCUCGUCUGGACGGCCGAGGAAGCGGCUUCCAGGGUCAGAAGGUGUUACAGGAAGUGCACAGGCGUCUGGGAUCCGUGGAACUGCAGGAUCAACUGGCCGCUGUCGAGUAUCUGCUGAAAUUCCCGUACAUCGAUCGAACCAGGAUUGGUGUGUUUGGUCGGGGUUAUGGAGGAUAUGUUGCACUUCUGCUGAUUAAAUCCACUGAGAACUUGUUUAAAUGCGCAGCAGCCAUGUCGCCUGUGACGGACUGGAGUUUGUACGCCUCGGCCUUCUCUGAACGCUAUCUGGGUUUCCCUCUUCAGGACGACAGCAGAUAUCAGUUCUCCAGUGUGCUGCAGAAUCCACAGGGUUUCAGAGACCAAACGCUCAUGCUGCUGCACGCCACUGCAGACGCAAAUGUUCAUUUCCAGCACACGGCUGAGCUCAUUAAGAACCUGGUGAGGGUGGGAGCCAAUUACACACUGCAGAUUUAUCCAGACGAGGGUCAUUUUCUCUCCAAGAGCAGCGAGCGGCAUGUGGCUUCAACGCUGAGCAGCUACUUCAGAUCCUGCCUGCAGGAGGAAAUGCUUCCCAUCAGUGAGGAGGAGGAGGAAGAGGAAGAGUAGAGUGAAGAUGAGAUGCAGCACACAAACAGACGCAGACACUGACACACACACACACACACACACACAUCGGGACAAUGAAACACACUGGACAAACAUCCAGAGCAGAACACUCAAAUAAACAGAGCCAGGAGUGAGUGAGUGUGUGUGUGUGUGUGAGUGUGAGUGAACAUGUACAUAUGCAUGUGUGUAACCGUUAGGACGAAUGUAUGCUUUAGAGCUGUGUGUGAGUGAGUGAGAGAGAGAGAGGGACAAUUUCUGGCCUAUGGAUCAUUAUCGCUGGAAAUGGAUUGGAAUAUUCCACAUAUCAUAAAUCACUAAUAUCUCUGAUUGGCUGAUGCAUUGGCCAAUCACAGCACAGACUGUCAGGUGGAGCUGCUCCAGUCAACCACUGCAUGGUCCUUUUGCUUUGCUUCACUUCUUUUGCCACUUUCUGUCUGUCAGUAUGUUGUCACCUUCCAGAGGAGCUGCGAUCGAUUGCGUUUCUCACCGUUUCUCCAUUUGCUGAAAAGAAACGUAAUUUCAUCCACAGAAGGCAGGAGGAUCUGCGUAAAGAGAGCGAGGCCUCGGUGGCACACGUGCAUGCCGCUCUCUGUGU